Molecule: messenger RNA, 612 nt
Organism: Strongylus vulgaris
Lineage: Eukaryota; Metazoa; Nematoda; Chromadorea; Rhabditida; Strongylidae
Source: the annotation of a GenBank genome assembly
AUGGCAGUGAUAUCAGAAGGAGUCGCUCAGAUCAAGGACGGCACUGCUGAAGAUAAAUUGCGCCGAUCUGGCCUAAGAAUACGUACGCACUCACAAUGGAUAAGAACAAAAGCACUUCCAUCUCGUGUUCGUCGUGAGGACAAAAUCGAGCGAUAUUGCUCUAAACAUCUCGAUCACUACCGCAAGUUCUGCGGUGACGAUUCCGCAGAAGUAGAUCGUUCUGCAUCAGCAAAACUCGCCAAAUUCUGUCCUGCUUACGAGAAGCACUGUUCGAUGUCCAAACGCUCUUCCUCGGACUCGUCCGACGACUUCGACAACUUAGUCGUGCCUCCACCUCUUCCCAAAGGAAGCGACUUUGCCGCUCUCGAUCUGCCGUUGGGCAGUCAGUCCAAGGCAGCACCAGCAGCUUCUAAGACGAGACUUACAGCUGCUAUCAUCGCUAGCUGCACUCCUGAGUGCACUGCUGCCCACUGUACCGACGAAUGCAAAUGCGCUCACACUCAUCCCAAGGUACAUGCGAUGUGCAAUCCACCAUCAAACGCGCAGCUUGCCGACACCUGCCAGAAAUGGUACGCGAAAUGCCCCAUGUUCCAGCCGGUGCAGUACUACUAA